CAUUUUUUUUCCUUUGUUGCAUUUUUUUUCCUUUCUUCAAUAGAACAAAUUCCUUCUUUGCAUAGAUUCUUUUAGAGGUUGAAUCUCCACUUGCUGUAAUUUCCAAAUAUUAACAAUAUAUAUAUCACCCACACUUAAUUCCCUUGUAUCCUCCUUUCAUUUGUUAUCUUCAUCUUCCUCCUCCUCCUCAUCAUCAUCUCGAUUUGUUUUCGAUUUCUCUUUUUUUUUUUAAUUCAUCAUCAUCAUCAAACAUGGAAGUCAGCGACGUUGGUUGUGCGGAAACAAGAACACCAUUGUUGUCGACCAACGAGGCUGAGAAGCCCAAAAGCGGUUUGGUUUCAACGAUGAAAUCGAAUUUCUUUGCAAAUUUGCCUCAAAAGAUUCAAUCUACGCUCGAUCCCGAAAACCCUUUUCAUCUCGAUCUCUCCAAAGCCACAUGCCUCAAAAGCGGUGAAAAGGAAUAUUACGAAAGGCAAUUAGCCACACUGAAAUCCUUCGAGGAAGUGGAAUAUUCCGUGGUUCAAUCACAAGAUAGGAUCGACGAACAAGGGCAAGCCGAACAAUCUGCACAAGAACGCGCCAUGAAAAUCUCCAAUUGCGCUAACAUUCUCCUGCUUGCUCUCAAGAUAUAUGCAACGGUGAAGAGUGGAUCGAUAGCCAUAGCUGCAUCGACACUGGAUUCUUUGUUGGAUCUAUUAGCAGGAGGAAUACUUUGGUUCACGCACAUGUCGAUGAUCAACAUAAACAUCUACAAAUACCCAAUUGGGAAGCUUAGGGUUCAACCUGUCGGAAUCAUCGUCUUUGCUGCCGUUAUGGCCACUCUUGGAUUCCAAGUGCUGGUGGAGGCAGUUUCGCAAUUGAUUGAGAAUAGGCCAUCGGAGAAGAUGAGUCAUGAGCAAUUGGUUUGGUUAUACGCCAUCAUGUUAACCGCAACUGUAUCAAAGCUCGCCCUAUGGCUCUAUUGCAGAACCUCUAAGAACAACAUCGUCCGUGCUUAUGCCAAGGAUCAUUACUUUGACGUGGUGACCAAUGUUCUCGGGUUGGUCGCUGCUGUUCUUGGGGACGAGUUCUACUGGUGGAUCGAUCCCUCCGGUGCUAUACUCCUCGCGGUCUACACCAUCUCCACAUGGUCUAGAACCGUAAUAGAAAAUGCAGUAUCUUUGAUUGGACAAUCAGCGCCUCCCGAGGUUUUACAGAAGUUGACGUACCUUGUGCUCCGUCACAAUCGCGAUGCGAUCAAACGGGUCGACACGGUUCGCGCCUACACUUUUGGCGCUCUUUACUUCGUCGAGGUUGAUAUCGAACUCCCGGAAGAUUUGCCGCUGAAAGAGGCGCAUACAAUAGGGGAAACGUUGCAGAUAAAAAUAGAAGAGCUUCCUGAAGUGGAAAGAGCGUUUGUUCAUCUUGACUACGAAUGCGAACACAAACCCGAACACUCCAUUCUUGUCCGAAUCCCCGACGAAGUCUAGCCACCAAAAUUAUUCAGAUUUUGCUGUUUUAAUGUUACAAGCUUUUAGUGCUACGGAUGUCGUAUGAUGUGGCACAGGGAAGAAUGCCAUGCACCAUGUCCAUGCAUGUGUUUUGCGGCAUGAGUUCUGUGCUUUCCCAUUUUCAUGAUAACACAAUAUCUCAAUAA
Molecule: messenger RNA, 1636 nt
Organism: Tarenaya hassleriana
Lineage: Eukaryota; Viridiplantae; Streptophyta; Magnoliopsida; Brassicales; Cleomaceae
Product: putative metal tolerance protein C3
Exons: 7
Coding region: 252-1469 (405 amino acids)
Biological process (GO): transmembrane transport; monoatomic cation transport
Cellular component (GO): membrane
Molecular function (GO): manganese ion transmembrane transporter activity
Source: RefSeq, a predicted model, not a curated record